This is a messenger RNA of Ahaetulla prasina, 2758 nucleotides long. RefSeq names its product cathepsin B (gene CTSB). Bases 290 to 1312 code for a protein of 340 amino acids. Gene Ontology annotation, molecular function: cysteine-type endopeptidase activity. The transcript is spliced from 11 exons. NCBI's taxonomy places the organism in Eukaryota, Metazoa, Chordata, Lepidosauria, Squamata, Colubridae. Gene Ontology annotation, biological process: regulation of catalytic activity. Gene Ontology annotation, cellular component: lysosome. The record is from RefSeq and is a predicted model, not a curated record.
GGGAGGAGCGGCUGAGGGCCGGGCUGUGGAGACGCGGCUUUCGGGGUGGUGGUUGGGGACAGUAGAUAAGGCGGGCAGAGCCGGCGGGCGAGCUGCUGAGGCCUUUGGUGACUCCGCCAGUAGUGCUGCCUCAGAGACUUGAAUUAGAAAUGGAAUUGGUGCUUUGCCAUGUAAGCAAAUUCUAAUGCAAUUUCCCUGAAACAAGAGGCUCAAUAACAACAGGAAGACAGGCUGGAUGUUUUAACAAAUGUUCCUUGUUGAAGUAGCAUCUUAAGCAUCCAUUAUCAAAAUGUGGUGCUCUGUGGUCAUUCUCGGCCUGUUUGUGGUCCUCACAAGUGCCCGUAAUGUUCCAUACUUCCCUCCUCUCUCUCCUGACUUAGUGAACUAUAUCAAUAAGCUCAAUACCACAUGGAAGGCUGGACACAACUUUGCCAAUGCUGACAUGAGUUAUGUGAAGACGUUGUGUGGCACCUUCUUGCAUGGCCCCAAACUGCCAGAGAGGUUUGAAUUUGCUGGUGAUUUGGUCUUGCCACAAAACUUUGACUCAAGGCAACAAUGGCCAAACUGCCCAACCAUUCGUGAAAUCAGAGACCAAGGCUCUUGUGGUUCCUGCUGGGCUUUUGGUGCAGUUGAAGCCAUGUCAGAUCGGGUUUGUGUCCAUACUAAUGGUGAAGUGAAUGUGGAAAUUUCUGCUGAAGAUCUGCUGUCUUGCUGCGGGCUUGAAUGUGGGAUGGGUUGUAAUGGAGGUUAUCCUGCAGGAGCAUGGAAAUACUGGACUGAAAAGGGCUUGGUGUCUGGUGGCCUUUACGACUCACAUGUUGGUUGUAGACCGUACUCUAUUCCACCCUGUGAACAUCACGUCAAUGGGACUCGGCCCCCAUGCACUGGAGAAGGUGGUGACACCCCUGAAUGCGUCAAAACAUGUGAAGCUGGUUAUUCUCCUUCGUACAAGAAAGACAAACAUUAUGGAAUGACUUCCUAUAGCGUCCCUGGCAAUGAGAAAGAAAUAAUGGCUGAGAUUUACAAAAAUGGACCAGUGGAGGGAGCCUUUACAGUUUAUUCUGACUUCCUCAUGUACAAAUCAGGUGUCUAUCAGCAUGUCUCUGGUGAAGCAGUUGGUGGCCAUGCAAUCCGAAUUCUUGGCUGGGGUGUUGACAAUGGCACGCCUUACUGGUUGAUAGCUAAUUCCUGGAACACAGACUGGGGUGAAAAUGGCUAUUUCCGAAUCCUCCGUGGGCAAGAUCACUGUGGAAUUGAGUCAGAGAUUGUAGCUGGAAUCCCUCGCACAAGCCAGUACUGGAAGCAGCUGUGAUCAUCCUGCCAGCUGAAUGGCACAUAAUCAUACUUAUAAAGAUAGAAGACAUGGUGGCAAUCCUUUGCUCUAAGACAUUUUAGACGUCAGGAUUUUUUUUUAAGCCUUUAACUUUUUUUUAAAAAAAAAUACAAUACAGCAGGCUCUCUUUGUGUCUGAAGCAUGAGGCUUUCUAAUUUUCGCUCAACAAUUUUUCAUGACUGGCAUGAAGCUGAAUGGCAAGGAAGUUGAAAUGAAACUGGCUGUUUUAAAUGAAAUACCUCUAAAGGAAUCAAAGUACAUUUCACCAACAGAAGGGCAUGAUUAGAAACAACCAACUCCUGGUUAAAAUGUUGAGGUUGCUGUUUGCAGUGGUAUUUAACUUUACCUUCCACAUAUUGAUGGCCCCAUCCAUCAGAUAAGAGUGUAGGAUCAUGGAAUCUCAGGGUUGGAUUGUUUUGAGUUUAAUCCUUAGUAAACAUUACUGUGCAAAGUGGUAAAGAGGAUUCUCCCUCCCUCCCCCCCCCUUUCUUUUUCACACACACACUCACUUUCAGGAAAUAGAAAAUAGAAAGGCUAAAAUAGUUGCUUAUUUACUGUAUGGAUGCUGAAGUCUAUGCCUAAAUUUCGAAGAAAUUUUAAGAGGAUGUCCUCACGGUAGCAGCAGUCCUAAUUCUUCUCUUCAUAAAUUCUCAAUGUCAGUAUAUGCCUCAAUCGUGAAAAGAUAAGAAGUAGAGGGAGGGUCCUUCUGAAACUGACCAAAUGGUCAAAACAGACAAAAUUCCUGAAUCUGUUGUAACUCUGUGCAUUGAAUUUCAGUUCCUUGAUAAACUUGGCUAGGUGGGAUUAUUGGACCAUGAAAUUUCAAGUUAAAUUUAAUUUAAAUUGAAUUUUAAAUAGUUGCAGAAGCAGGAACACACACGUACACAUAGACAUAAAGAGAUAAGUUUUAUGUGUGCCUGUCUUUUAAGCCUGAAACCUGAGGGCAAGUGCACUAGCUAGUCCUGCACAUAUGCAUGAUUUCACUUUUUUAUAAUUGUAAAUGAUAAGGAAACAUAAGCAGCAAGCAUAAACAUUGUGCACAUAAAGGGGCUAUAAAAAUGGUUCAACACUAAAUCAACCUCAGAGGAACUUCAGUUUGCUAUCAUUAGUCUUACUGAGUUUGGUGGGUCUCACCUAGACAUGACUGAACUGGAUUUGCUGUUAUUAGAAGCCAUAAAAUGGUUUGCUUUGCCUAGGUAGGUAACCAGUCUGUUUCAACUAACUAUUUAAAACAAACCAUGGGUCAGAUGAACUCAACCUAAAAUUGAAUCUGACCCUUAGGCUUUAUGUAAUUGGUUGCUGGCUUCAAAUACAAAAUUAUUGUUAUAUGCAGAAUUUUUUAUACACUUAAAAGACUUAAUGACCAGAAUUUCAUCAGUGUACUUCCAAUUCCUAUCCAGUAAAGUAUCGCUCUCUUUUCUAUAA